AUGCCAGAGUUCUUCCCGGCCUUCCGGCCGGAGAAGCGGAAAAAGCCCAUUCUGUUUAAGAAUGCCCGGAUUUACGACGGCCUUUCAGAAGGGCUAAGUCAGCCUCAAGACGUGUUAGUCGUGGGGAACCUGAUCCAAGACGUCGGAGAAGGAAUCAGUGCAGAAAACUGGGGCGCAGUCAGCGUUGACUGCUCCGAUCACACACUAAUGCCUGGGUUGAUUGAUAUGCACAGUCACCUGGCAAUACAAGAAGGGAUGCUGGAGGGCCGUGAUCAGUUUGAUCAAAUGGCCAUGGGUGCUAUGUGUGGGCAGGACUGUAUCGACUAUUUGCUUCAAGGUUUCACUACAUGCCGUGAUGCCGGUGGAAAUGUGUUGGGCAUGGCCAGGGCCAUCAAUGGCGGUCGGAUCCCAGGUCCUCGCAUUUUUGCUUGUGGGGCUUUCCUGAGUCAGACAGGCGGGCAUGGCGACACUGGCUGCUGCUUUGACCAGCCUGGCGAUGCUGACACGCUGGAGCGUUUCGGCUUCUCCCACAUUGUUGAUGGACGCCCCGAGAUGCUAAAGGCUGCCCGGAACAACCUGCGAAACGGGGCAACACAGUUGAAGAUCAUGGCCGGUGGGGGGUGUGCCAGUGCCUUUGACCCCAUCCAUGUCACACAGUUUACAGACGAUGAGAUGCGCGCUGCCGUUGAUGUAGCCCGGGACUACGGAACAUAUGUUAUGGCUCAUGCCUACCACGAUGAUUCAAUCAACAGAUGCCUGGAUGCCGGUGUGCGCUGCAUCGAGCAUGGCUUCCUCAUGUCUGAGUCCACGAUGAAGCGCAUCGCCGACGAAGGUGCCGCGAUGUGCCUCCAGUCAUGUAUGUCUCUGGAAGCAUUUGCUGAGCCAGAGAAGAUUACUUUCUUUUCGAAAGACCAGAAGAAGAAGGCAGCAAAAGUGGCUUCGGGGGCAAAGCAGAUGAUGGAGUUUGUGCGAAAGUACAAGCCGCUGACAAUCUCGGGUGGCGACAUGUUUGGUGCCUCUGCCCAGCACCGGCAGGCGGACAACGUGAUCACCCUCGUAACGUUGGGCGGCUUUUCUGCAGCCGAGGCCCUUCGCAGUGCCACUGGAGAUGCAGGGAAGGUCCUGGCAUGGAGUGGGGGCAUGAACCCUUACAAGGAUGGUCCUUUAGGCAUAGUCGCCAAAGGAGCAUACGCAGACAUCAUUAUAGUAGACGGCAACCCGCUGGACGACAUCACCUGCCUUAAACGCGAUCACGUUCGGGUGGUGGUGAAAGAUGGCAUCUGCUACAAAUAUACCCUGUCGCCGGGGCGGGCAGAUUCUGACGCACUGACUCCCUCGGUGCUCUCCUCGGGCAGUGGGACUUGA
This is a messenger RNA of Symbiodinium sp. CCMP2456, 1365 nucleotides long. The record is from the annotation of a GenBank genome assembly. NCBI's taxonomy places the organism in Eukaryota, Dinophyceae, Suessiales, Symbiodiniaceae.